This is a messenger RNA of Branchiostoma belcheri (Belcher's lancelet), 3025 nucleotides long. RefSeq names its product 1-phosphatidylinositol 4,5-bisphosphate phosphodiesterase delta-4-like. The transcript has 22 exons. Gene Ontology annotation, molecular function: calcium ion binding; phosphatidylinositol-4,5-bisphosphate phospholipase C activity. Gene Ontology annotation, biological process: phosphatidylinositol-mediated signaling; lipid metabolic process. The record is from RefSeq and is a predicted model, not a curated record. The coding region runs from base 407 to 2680 and encodes 757 amino acids. Lineage: Eukaryota; Metazoa; Chordata; Leptocardii; Amphioxiformes; Branchiostomatidae.
GCUGGUUUAUUUCACCCCUCUAUGGAAUUGCGAGAUGGACUAGUCCUGUGGUGGAAAGACCAGUUUUGCAACAGUUGCCAGGUUGAUGCCAGUUGUCAAGGAGAAGUAGUCUCUUCACUUCACAUUUUACAUGUCAAAGGUUCUGAAUGCAGAUCAGAUGCAGCAGUAGGAGCAAAUACAACACACUCUAUUACGUCGGUGAAGGUUAGGCAUCCAGGCGACAGCCAUAAAGACGUUUUGAAGUAACCCUGGUCUGGACAUAGCCUACACAAUUCACAGGCACGGUUAGAAGCUGUGAGACGAGCCCCAGACUGGGGUCACCGUGCGAGGAGGGUCACCGGAGGGUAGGGCAAGCUACGUUUUCCGUGCUACAGACAACAAAACACAGAAUUUGUAGAUAUCAGACAUGGACGGGGAGUCGUGUGUGACUAAGAUGGCGGUCUGGACUCCCAUGACAAAAUGUCGCGAGAAUCGCAAGAAGUACAAGCGGAAGUACCGGCUCCGGAAGGAUAUGGAAACGAUCGAGUACACCGCCGGAAUGAAGUCAUGCCGAGCAUGUGCCAAACGCCCUGCAGAGGAACAGAACUUUGAGAUUUCGAACAUCGCUGAAGUGUUCCUCAGCAAGCUGACAGUCCUAAAGUCACGCGUGGAUAGAGAAUGUGUCACAGAAUCUACCAAGACAUUCAGCAUUUACUACAAGGAUCAAACUCCUGUGUUGGAUCUAGAAUGCAGUACAGAAGAUAUUGCUAAGGGAUGGGUCACUGGAAUACAGCAUCUGAUGCGCGCUCGGAGGAAAGAGACUAUCAUGGACAAGCGCAAAAGGUGGAUUUCGGAGUACUUUCACAAGGGAAAGAACACAGACGAUCGUCUGGAGUCCAAAGAAGCCAAAGCCGUCCUGGCACAGAUGAACAUCCAGAUAAAGGAAUCUCAGAUCGACACAGUCAUCAAGAAACUGGACAAAGACCAGACUGGGACAUUAAACUUGGACGAGUUCACCCAAUUUUAUAACAUCAUGACGGCCAGACGGGAGGUGGAGGAACUGUUUGAUAAAUGGACGAGUGAUGGCCCUGACCAGGCAUCACAUGUUCCCAGGUAUGCUGUGGACGGAGAAAACAUGAAGGUGCACGAGUUGAUGGAGUUUCUAGCCCAGGAACAGAAGGUUACAACUGACCUCAAGGGCUGCCACCAGCUCAUAGAGAAGUUUGAGCCCAACUCUGAACUGAAGAAGAACAACUUGCUGAGUCUAGAAGGCUUUACCCUGUACCUGGAGUCAGACGAGGGUGACAUCUUCAACCACACUCACGACGAAGUCUACCAGGACAUGACCCAGCCGCUAAGUCACUACUUCAUCGCUUCUUCACACAACACCUACCUCCUGGAGGACCAACUCCGCGGACCAAGUAGUAAAGAAGGAUACAUCAGAGUUCUGCUGAAGGGCUGCAGGUUCCUGGAGCUGGACUGCUGGGAUGGAGACGACGGAGAGCCUGUUAUUUACCAUGGCUACACCUUCACCUCUAAAGUCCUGUUCAGAGAAGUCAUAGAGGCGAUUGGACGUUACGCUUUCAAGGCCUCUAGGUACCCAGUGUUCCUGUCCCUGGAGAACCACUGCAGUGUGGCCCAGCAGCGAGUCCUGGCCGCACAUCUGGUCAACAUCCUGGGGGACUCCCUGUGUAACAUCCCCGCCACACCCAACAUGCAGGAACUGCCCUCUCCGCAUCGGCUGCGCGAGAAAAUCAUCGUCAAGAACAAGAAGCUGAAACGUAACGUGACAGAAGACGACGUAAGCGACGAAGAUGAAGCCGCCGAGACGGAAGAUGUGGAGGUACAAGAACGUGUCAAGACGUCCAAAGGCAAAGAAAAGAAAAAGACCAUCAAGCUGGCUAAAGAGCUGUCAGAUCUUGUCAACAUAUGCGAAGCGGUACAUUUCCACAGCUUCCAGCAUUCAAGGGAAAAGGACAUGCCCUACAAUAUAAGCUCGAUCAAGGAGGGGAAAGCCAACGAUAUGGUGAAAGAUGAAGCAGCAGAUUUCAUUGACCAUACCAAACGUCAGCUGGUGAAGAUAUACCCCUCUGGUGGUAGAGUGGACUCUUCCAAUAUUGACCCUCACCUGUACUGGUCUGCUGGGUGCCAAAUAGUUGCUUUGAACUACCAGACGCCGUGCGAUCAGAUGGACCUGAACCUGGGACUGUUCCGACAGAACGGAGGAUGUGGAUACGUGCUGAAGCCAGAUGCACUCAGAGAUGAGCAAACUAGGCUGGACACAGCGAAGAACAUCCCCAGCAAGUACAAGAAAACGCUCAAGAUCAAGGUGAUCAGUGGUUACCAGCUGCCUACCCCUGAAGGCGAGGGUAGUGGCGGCAGUGCGGUGGACCCGUACGUGAAGGUACAGGUCUACGGGGUUCCCGGGGACUGCGCCGAGGACGAGACCGAGGUGGUGAAAAACAACGGUUUCCACCCAGUGUGGAACAGUGACAUGACGUUCCCGCUGACGUUCCCUGACCUGGCCAUGCUCAGGUUUGAGGUGAAGGAACAUGACAAGUUGAGCGACAGUGAGACCAUCGGCCAGUUCUCCCUACCUGUGACCAGCAUGCAGCAAGGGUAUCGACAUGUUCACCUUCUGAGUAAGGAUCAGGAAGACCUGAGUCCAGCAGCACUGUUUAUCCACGUCAGUCUCCAGUGAGACAUACAACAGUAAACCUUCAACACUAGGAUAUUGAGAUGUUCUUUUUCACAUCCAGUAAAGUCUCUUGCCUUGCUUAUGUUUUGGUGUCCAUCAGACACCUUCCUUAGAGAUUCUGACUGGAAUUCUGCUUCUUGACGCUAUAUGUAGCCGACAUAAUGUAGGUGGCGCUUUUGUACCAAGAACACAAUCCCAAACUUGACUUAGUUUGUAUCCCCCCUCGUCCCAGUUCAUCACUGGGGUUGACUUUCUUAUCCAGACCGAUUCUUUUAGCCAUUUACGUACAUAUAGUGGCGAGAAGCAGAACUCCAGUCACAAGUUCUGAGGACAGUGUCUGAUAGACAC